AUGGGCGUCUGCAGCUCCUCCUGCUGUGGAGCCAAAUCCCGCGAUGGCCUGUACGAGCCCGUCCUCGCUGACAGCGAGCGGGAGGCAGUCGCCGACCUCCUGCAGUACCUCGAAAAUCGCGGCGAAACCGAUUUCUUCUCAGGCGAGCCUCUUCGAGCCCUGAGCACCCUCGUCUUCUCCGACAACAUCGAUUUACAACGAAGCGCAAGUCUGACAUUCGCAGAGAUAACCGAAAGAGACGUCAGGGAGGUCGACCGCGACACCCUUGAACCAAUAUUGUUCCUUCUCCAAAGCUCCGAUAUUGAGGUGCAACGGGCAGCCAGCGCAGCUCUUGGAAAUCUCGCGGUCAACACGGAGAACAAGGUCCUCAUCGUUCAACUGGGAGGUCUCCCACCUCUCAUCCGUCAGAUGCUGUCGCCCAACGUUGAGGUCCAAUGUAAUGCUGUCGGGUGCAUCACAAACCUCGCCACGCAUGAGGAAAACAAGGCGAAAAUUGCCAAAUCUGGCGCUCUUGGCCCGCUCACGCGUUUAGCAAAGUCCAGGGACAUGCGCGUGCAGAGAAAUGCCACAGGAGCUCUCUUGAAUAUGACACAUUCCGAUGAAAACCGCCAACAACUUGUCAACGCUGGCGCCAUACCAGUUCUUGUGCAACUUCUUUCCUCGUCCGACGUCGAUGUCCAGUACUACUGCACGACAGCUCUAAGCAACAUAGCAGUCGACGCGACCAACCGGAAGAAGCUGGCACAGUCCGAACCAAAAUUGGUUCAGUCUCUUGUCAACUUGAUGGAUUCUUCGUCUCCCAAAGUUCAGUGCCAAGCUGCUCUUGCCCUUCGGAACCUGGCUUCAGAUGAAAAGUAUCAGCUCGAUAUUGUGAGGUCUCAUGGCCUGCACCCUCUUCUUCGACUUCUCCAGUCAUCAUACCUUCCCCUUAUACUGUCUGCGGUCGCUUGUAUAAGAAACAUCUCGAUACAUCCCAUGAACGAGUCACCAAUCAUCGAAGCUGGCUUCCUGAAACCGCUCGUGGACCUCCUCGGCUCUACCGACAAUGAAGAGAUCCAGUGCCAUGCCAUUUCGACCCUGAGAAAUCUAGCUGCCAGCUCAGACCGAAACAAGGCGCUUGUCUUGGAGGCUGGGGCCGUUCAGAAGUGCAAGCAGCUGGUACUCGACGUCCCAGUCACUGUGCAGUCAGAAAUGACUGCCGCCAUAGCAGUUCUGGCGUUGAGUGACGAGCUGAAGACACACCUCUUGGAUCUCGGGGUUUUCGAUGUGUUGAUACCACUGACGCAGUCGUCGAGCAUUGAGGUCCAAGGCAAUAGUGCUGCAGCUCUGGGCAAUCUCUCAUCCAAAGUGGGAGAAUAUGCCAUCUUCAUACAGGCCUGGACUGAACCGCACGGCGGCAUCCACGGAUAUUUGAGCCGGUUUCUCGCGAGCGGCGACGCAACUUUCCAACACAUUGCGAUCUGGACAUUGCUGCAACUACUUGAGUCUGAGGACAAGAAGUUGAUUGGAUUAAUUGGCAAGUCAGACGACGUUGUCGACAUGAUCAAGCAAAUCGCAAACAAGCAAAUCGAGGCCGAGGAGAACGAGCCUGAGGAGGAUGAUGAGGGCGAGGUGGUCAACCUUGCCCAACGGUGCCUGGAGCUUCUGGGACAGAGCGGUUCCAAAGCCCAUAUUGAGGGCUAA
Diaporthe citri is the source of this 1683-nucleotide messenger RNA. RefSeq lists its product as uncharacterized. Gene Ontology annotation, molecular function: protein binding; protein-membrane adaptor activity. The coding region runs from base 1 to 1683 and encodes 560 amino acids. NCBI's taxonomy places the organism in Eukaryota, Fungi, Ascomycota, Sordariomycetes, Diaporthales, Diaporthaceae. Gene Ontology annotation, cellular component: fungal-type vacuole membrane. The transcript is spliced from 7 exons. Gene Ontology annotation, biological process: nucleus-vacuole junction assembly; vacuole inheritance. The record is from RefSeq and is a predicted model, not a curated record.